Molecule: messenger RNA, 435 nt
Organism: Morus notabilis
Lineage: Eukaryota; Viridiplantae; Streptophyta; Magnoliopsida; Rosales; Moraceae
Product: heavy metal-associated isoprenylated plant protein 19
Exons: 4
Coding region: 1-435 (144 amino acids)
Molecular function (GO): metal ion binding
Source: RefSeq, a predicted model, not a curated record
AUGGGAAAGAAGAAGAAAACCCACGGCGAAACCAAAGCCAUAGUUGCAGAAUUCUCAGUCUCAAUGCAUUGCAAUGCAUGCGAAAGAACCGUUGCCAAAGCCAUUUCCAAGCUUAAAGGGGUGGAGAAAUUUACGACAGACAUGAACAACCACAAGGUUGUGGUGAUAGGCAAGAUUGAUCCUCAGAAAGUUUUGAAGAAACUGAGGAAGAAGACCGGGAAGAGAGUGGCAAUUGUGGUAAACGACAAUGAAUUAGAGGCACCUAAAGAUGAUCAUGGAGAAGGGUAUUUGUCCCAACGGGAAAGAGAUUUGAAAGCAGUUGAAAUUUGUAAUUAUUAUAACUCAAUUAACAUGUUUGAUUGUUAUUGCAAGGAUAGCGAGAUGCUCCUAAUGAUGUUUAGCGACGAGAACCCAAAUGCUUGUUGUGUAAUGUAA